CGAUUCAAAGAAGGAAAGAAAAAAACAAAGAAAGAAACAAACAAACCCCGAGGAUUUGUGUUUCCAUUGCAACCGAACCCCUCUUUCGCUCACACUUUCCCUCCUUCUUUCCUUUGGCUUCUUCCUCUGCACACAUUUCUUCUGCCACAGCUCAGAAAAAGUUACAAUCCUCCAAAUUAGGUAAAACCCGAUCUCAUCAUCGCUCUCGCUCCAAAGCCCAUUGCAUCCAAAUUCUUCCCUUUCUUCAAUGCUGCCAUCUGUGUCCUCUUCUUCCAACUGAUUCAAAUCCUUCCUUCUCAGCCUGUAGCUCGCGCUAUCUUCUAUGGAUUUCAUCUGGACCCAAAAUGCCACGCCCGAUGCCUCUCAUUUCGCCGUCGCGAUCUACUUCGCUUUUGCCUGUUUCGCGGCCCGCUUCUUCCUUGACAGAUUCGUCUUUCGCAGGUUGGCCAUUAGGCUGUUAACAGGGGGUAGAGCUCCUCCACGGAUUACUAAGGAAAUGCAAGUAAAGAUUGGAAAAUGCUCAGAAUCGUUGUGGAAGUUUACAUACUAUGCUGCAGUUGAAGCAUGCAUUCUUAAAAUUACCUACCAUGAACCCUGGUUCAGUAAUACAAAAUUAUACUUCAAGGACUGGCCAAAUCAUGAGUUGAAGAGUUCCCUAGUGCUUUACUACAUGUGCGAAUGUGGGUUCUACAUCUAUAGCAUUGCUGCUAUCUUAACAUGGGAGACUCGAAGGAAAGAUUUUUCUGUGAUGUUUACUCACCAUAUAAUUACUGUCUUACUGAUUGGGAUCUCAUAUCUAACAAGUUUUUUUAGGGUUGGCUCCAUAAUCCUCGCCCUUCAUGAUGCAAGUGAUGUAUUCAUGGAAGCUGCCAAAGUUUUCAAGUAUUCUGGAAGAGAGUUUGGUGCAAGUGUGUGUUUUGGAUUCUUUGCAAUUUCAUGGCUCUUGCUGCGGCUAAUUUUCUUUCCUUUCUGGGUUAUUAAAGCAACAAGCAUUGAUCUCCAGCAGUGCUUAAACCUAUCAGAGGCUUAUGACAUGUUCCUUUACUAUAUUUUUAAUACACUGCUCAUAAUGCUGUUCAUCUUCCACAUAUACUGGUGGAAGCUCAUAUGUGCGAUGAUCAGUAGGCAGCUGAAAAAUAGGGGAACAGUUGGUGAGGAUAUAAGAUCAGAUUCAGAUGAUGAUUGAAUUAUUGAUGAAGGGUUUUGUUUUCUUUGUUCUCGAUGGUUGGUUGUAUCUCCGAUGAUACUGACCUGUCUAUAGAUUUCUAGGAGUUCAGUUGGUUAAUACAACCUACUGAAGAGGUCUGAAUUUUCUUUAGUUUCAAAAUUUUCAUUGAUUACCGAGUAAAAAGGAAGUAGGGAACCGUCGAGCAUAUUCUAAUUCAUAUAUUUUUGUUGUAUAAAUGAUAGGCAUUCCUGUAUAAUUGUUUUUCCAAACAAAAGCCCGUUUAGGUUAGCCAUGGGUUUAAUGCAAAGUGGCUGAUAAAGAUAUGAAGGGGAAUUAGGGGGGAAAAUAGAACUCUUACAGCCCAUCUACAUCUGAAGUUGCGCUUUUGAGCAAUAAGCUGUGGACUGUUUGGUGCAGUGUACUGGAUUCUUCAUGUAAAAUUGUGAUGAUGCGUUUUUU
Abrus precatorius (Indian licorice) is the source of this 1627-nucleotide messenger RNA. RefSeq names its product LAG1 longevity assurance homolog 2. Gene Ontology annotation, molecular function: sphingosine N-acyltransferase activity. The coding region runs from base 323 to 1186 and encodes 287 amino acids. The transcript is spliced from 6 exons. NCBI's taxonomy places the organism in Eukaryota, Viridiplantae, Streptophyta, Magnoliopsida, Fabales, Fabaceae. Gene Ontology annotation, biological process: ceramide biosynthetic process. The record is from RefSeq and is a predicted model, not a curated record. Gene Ontology annotation, cellular component: membrane; endoplasmic reticulum.